AUGCAAUAUAUAUGGUCAUGUCAGCAGUUCUUGUACAAUAUCAUUGUUUUAUGUGAGAAAAAGCAUUGAGUUAUUUUUAAGGAUUACUCGGUAAAGAAAGGAGAUCUUUGGAAGAAAAGAAGGAUUCAUUCAGUCCUUGUUCGCCGUCUGCCCCGUGUCCUUUUGUGGUCGAUCGGUCUGGGAGUUUGAAGCAGGAGUGCCUGAGAUUGAGAAAGCCGACGGUGUGUAUGUUUUCUUUUGAUAUGAGAGAUAAUCUGUAUCUCUAUUGCUUUCCCAACGAUGAAAAUAGGUAUACCUUAGAAGACUGGAGAUUGGCUGACAAUGCUUGAAUAUAGAAAGGAGAAGAGGUCUGUUGUGGUGGGGGGAUAUGCACGAGGAGUUACAUCAUAUGUAUGAGGUAUGCUAUGUUCUUUCGUAGAGAAAAUAUUGGUUAUGUCCGAGUUCACCAGAAGCACCGAUGAUAUUAGGUCCUACUCUUUGUAGAGAAGUCAGAACUCCGUAAAGAAAUGGACAUGGAUAUGAAUAUUAGUUUGCCCACUCUUAAAGCUUUACCCUGAAAAGCUAAUGGGCCAUUCGUCUGUCAAGUUCAUUGGACCAUGUGGUUACCCAUUUGGGAAAGACAACUCUAAACUACCAGUGGGAUGGUGCUUUCCCACUUCAGCAGGUCGAGUAGGAAGAGUUCCAAACUUGGGACGGAUCUAAAUUUGAUAGGCUCAUCGAUCUUUGAUACCUGAUCUACAAUAGCUUCCCGUUCCAUCGACUUCUCGCCUUCUUCAUUUCAGUUAUUACAAUCCUUCUGAAUUCAUGAAUUCUGCAUCGAAAUCUUCUAUCUUCUACCAAAGUUAUUCUCAAGGACACUACCAUGGGAUCAAAGACUGAUACUGACUUCCUUCGUUGUUGUUAGACAGAAGAUCAUUCUAUAUUUACUUUUAAGAGAUCGUCGGUUUGGUUAUCAAGCUAUCUGGUGUGUGUAUGUCAUAGACCCGGUAUGUUGAGAAACCUUUCUUCUCCAUCGCCCUUGAGAUUCGAAUGACCUUUUUUCCGUCUACUUCCCAUUUACUUCCCAUUUACUUCCCAUUUACUUCCCAUCUACCUCCCACUUCCCCUUGUUUUCUAUCCACAACAUGAAACCUCCUUGCCUUCCCCCAAUCUAUUUGGUUUCCAAAUAUUACAUCAAGCACAAUCUGAUUAUUGAUAGCAGUGGACUGUAACAGAGAAUUUGGAGACUUCCCAAUUCAAAUCCUUCUUGUUUUUAUCCAACUUUAAACGUCCAUUCAACCUCUACCAACCUUUACACUUUACUUUACUUUCCCUUAACUCACACUUGAUCUGUCGGCCCGAUACCCGGAAUUCUUGCCGUGUAUGGUAAUAACACGGUCUAGCUUCCUUUCCCUCACAUCCGAAUUCAUCUCUCGAAAUAUUCAACUUCGACAAGAGGAAGAGGGAGAGGAUUCGUUCUCCCGCAACAAUUUUGUGGAUUACGACCAGUUCUUUUCAAUUGAACCUUCCUUGGUAUAUCUUCUUGUCUACUGUCAAAAGCUUACAGCUUUCCUCUAGAGAGUAUUUCAAGCAUAUCUCGAAGAGUGUGAGUCUUCUCCUGGCCUCUGGCUUCAUUCAAAAUUCACAUUUUAGCUUCUAAUCACAACGACAGUUCAAUCUGUGUAAAGCACAGUAGCAGCUUGAAUAUACGCAUGUUAGUGUGUUCGUCCAUCGUCUAAAUUACCACAACUACACACUGAUCCGUCAUACUAAAGCUUUUCUUCAGAUCAUAGUUUCUGGCCAACCCAAUUUCAAAUACGCUCGGUAUGUGAGCUCCUUCUCGGUUUCAAAUUCAUCAGCCAUUGAAACUUCGCGUAAACUAGAGCUCAUAUUGUCGUAGUCUGUUAGGCCAAUACCACAAAACUUCAAGUUUUCAUCAUGGCGCAAGUAAUGAUGCCGGUUUGUGACCCUCUAUUUUCCAUAGAAUUUCACGAAAUUUGCUAACAUUUUAUACAGCUAACUCACUUUGACCGUCAGUAUUUCAUCACCCUUUAUCUACCACAGCAAUAUUUCAAAUCAGUUCCAAUUUUGGAAAUACAAAAGAUAAAGUCUGACGUUACCACAGAAGAUGAGAACGGUACUCCUCCUCGUCCUCCGAGCAGAAAAAAGCAGCGUGAAGCAGCUGCUGCUGCCGCUGCCGUCUUGUCAGAAGACCGUAGACGUGCUCUCCAAGCUACCUAUAAUGGAGCCAGCGCUGGUGAGGCUCGUCAGAGACUUCUUCAGAAUCCUGCAAUCUCCCUUGGACCAGGUUUUAAAUUGCAACCGACAGAAGUAAGUCGGCAACCCAUUUAUUGUCAUGGUGAUCCAGGCUAAUAAUUUUAUCUGUUUAGGAUAAGGCAUACAAUCUACUUACCCAUUACCGUAUUCCUGGACCAGAACUUGUUAAUAAAAGCGUUCCCAGCUGUGGCCUUCCAUCUGGAUGGUCUGACAAACAUGAUCGUUGCAUCGCCUACCUGUCCACACACGCUCCAUUAGUCCAAGGAAAGGUCCCUAGACAAGAGGCACUUCAACCAAGAUACACCACUCGUGAAAUUACUACCUUCAUAUUAAAGCGGUUCCCAGAGCUCUGUCGUCAUGUGAGCUUAAAAUAUGCUAUCAUUGCCGUGUGAUAUUCAACUGAUUAUGUGUAGCGUAUUAAGGAAACCACAAUUGAGUUACGUCUAGAACUACUUGAUCGUUCCGAAAACUCCUACUUUAGUGUUGCUUAUGGUGGUUAUAGUGACCAUGAAUGGGCUCGUGGUAUCUAGAAGUAUAGAUUCGCAAGUUUCAAACCUGCUAUUGUAUGUGCUGCAACUUUGCCAGAGGUGUGGAGCGAAUGUCCUGUACUACUUGUCCAUUAUGGCUGACUUGUUCCAGGGAACUCCCACAAAACUUUUAGUAGGGCAAGGCCUCGGUUUAUGCAGCACUCUUUGUGCCGUUUUGGUUUUGUGAUUGACGAUAAAUACUAUUUUCCGACGAUAAUGACUCAAGAUACUACUACAUGGCUGCCCUUAUGGUUUCACGAUUUCCUGCAUAUCCAGGUCGAUUAUGCAUCAUCUCUCAGGAUGUAUACUUCAUCUACAUACUUAUGCGGCGGAGUUUUGAAUUUUCUGCAAGCUUGGAGGUAGUUGGUGAUUAUCUUUAGAGAUUCUAGAUGGCGGUAAUGCAUAUCGUGCGCGGCCUCUUUACUAGAUUUAUCUAAAGGUCAUUGA
Molecule: messenger RNA, 3230 nt
Organism: Sclerotinia trifoliorum
Lineage: Eukaryota; Fungi; Ascomycota; Leotiomycetes; Helotiales; Sclerotiniaceae
Source: the annotation of a GenBank genome assembly